UGGCCAUUCCCUAUUUCUUCUCCGGAUCAUCUCUGCUCUGCUACAGAGAGAGAUCAUCGGACGGAGGCAUCGUAGCAGCAUACUGCAGAGCUAGGGUUUCUGCGCCCUCGCUCCGUUUCUCUUCCUUCUUCACGCCCUUGCUCACAUGAGUUGCGGUUUCGCACGCUGCCGAGACUCGCUCGGAAGCCGAAUUUGAAGUGCGCUGGUGGGGUGGGAGAAGCGGAUCGUAUCGUAGAGAGCUCGGGCAGAGCCAAUGGCGUGCGUGUACAUACCCGUGCAGAACUCGGAGGAGGAGGUCCGGGUGGCCCUCGACCAGCUCCCCCGGGACGCUUCCGACAUCCUCGACAUCCUCAAGGCCGAGCAAGCGCCGCUCGAUCUCUGGCUAGUCAUCGCGAGAGAGUACUUUAAGCAAGGGAAGAUCGACCAGUUUCGACAAAUUCUGGAAGAAGGCUCAAGUCCCGAGAUUGAUGAGUAUUAUGCUGAUGUGAGGUAUGAGAGGAUAGCGAUUCUCAAUGCUUUGGGGGCUUAUUACAGCUACCUCGGGAAAAUUGAGACCAAACAGAGAGAAAAGGAGGAACAUUUUAUUUUAGCGACCCAGUACUACAAUAAGGCAUCGAGAAUCGAUAUGCACGAGCCUUCAACUUGGGUUGGAAAAGGUCAACUCUUACUUGCCAAAGGCGAAGUAGAACAGGCAUUUGCUGCAUUUAAGAUUGUGCUAGAUGGAGAUCGGGAUAACGUUCCUGCUCUUCUUGGUCAGGCAUGUGUCGAGUUCAAUCGUGGACGGUAUUCUGAUUCCUUGGAGUUGUAUAAGAGGGCGUUGCAAGUCCACCCUGAUUGUCCUGGAGCUGUAAGACUUGGCAUAGGUCUCUGUCGCUAUAAGUUGGGCCAAUUAGAGAAAGCUAGGCAGGCAUUUCAACGGGUUCUGCAGUUAGACCCGGAAAAUGUUGAGGCCCUUGUUGCACUUGCAAUUAUGGAUAUGCGUACAAACAAAGCGGGUGGAAUUAGGAGAGGAGUGGAAAAGAUGCACAGGGCGUUCGAGAUAUACCCUUACUGUGCAAUGGCAUUGAAUUAUCUAGCAAACCACUUCUUCUUCACCGGGCAACACUUUUUGGUUGAGCAAUUGACAGAGACUGCCCUUGCAGUGACCAAUCAUGGGCCAACAAAGUCACAUUCUUAUUAUAAUCUAGCAAGAUCUUACCACAGCAAGGGGGACUACGAAAAAGCAGGUCUCUACUAUAUGGCUUCUGUCAAGGAAAUCAACAAGCCACAUGCAUUUAUUUUUCCUUAUUAUGGUCUUGGUCAAGUACAACUCAAGUUGGGAGAUUUCAGAAGUUCUUUGUCAAAUUUUGAAAAGGUUUUGGAGGUAUAUCCUGAUAAUUGUGAGACAUUAAGAGUUCUUGGGCACAUAUAUGUGCAACUCGGGCAGAUGGAAAAGGGACAGGAGUUUAUGAGGAAGGCAACAAAGGUUGAUCCACGUGAUGCCCAGGCAUUUCUUGAUCUGGGAGAAUUGUUGAUAUCAUCUGACACUGGCGCUGCUUUAGAUGCCUUCAAGACAGCUCGUGGUCUACUGAAAAGGGGUGGCCUAGAAGUGCCGGUAGAGUUGCUCAAUAAUAUUGGAGUUAUCCACUUUGAAAGGGGAGAGCUUGAGCUUGCUGAACAAAGUCUCAAGGAGGCAGUUGGUGAUGGCAUAUGGCGUUCUUUCAUUGAGGGAAAAGUGAAUGUCGGCGCUGCUGAUGCUACUGCAUGCAAUCGUAUUUACAAGGAUGUGCAAAUAUUUACACAACUUGAAGCAGAUAAUGUAAACCUAGAAUUGCCUUGGAAUAAAGUGACAGCACUUUUCAAUCUGGCAAGAUUACUGGAGCAGCUGCACAAAAUGGAAAUUGCAAGUAUAUUAUAUAGAUUGAUAAUAUACAAGUAUCCUGACUAUAUAGAUGCAUAUCUUAGGCUUGCUGCCAUCUCAAAAGCUCGGAAUAACAUUCAAUUAAGCAUUGAACUGGUUAAUGAUGCCUUGAAAGUGAAUGAGAAGUGUCCAAAUGCAUUGUCCAUGCUUGGAGAACUAGAGCUUAAAAAUGAUGACUGGGUCAAGGCAAAAGAAACAUUUCGAGCUGCUAGUGAAGCAGCUGAUGGGAAGGAUUCUUAUUCGACACUCUCUCUGGGGAACUGGAACUAUUUUGCUGCAAUGCGCAAUGAGAAGAGGGCACCGAAGCUAGAAGCCACUCAUUUGGAGAAAGCAAAGGAGCUUUAUACCAAAGUUCUAGUUCAGCAUAAUUCUAACUUAUAUGCUGCCAAUGGUGCUGGAGUGGUCUUGGCCGAGAAGGGGCAGUUCGAUGUUUCAAAAGAUAUGUUCACACAGGUUCAAGAAGCUGCAAGUGGAAGUAUAUUUAUUCAGUUGCCUGACGUGUGGAUCAAUAUAGCACAUGUUUAUUUUGCUCAAGGAAACUUCCCAUUGGCCGUGAAAAUGUAUCAAAAUUGCUUGCGGAAGUUUUAUCACGACACAGACUCUCAUAUUCUUCUUUAUUUGGCGCGCACUCAUUAUGAAGCUGAACAGUGGCAAGACUGCAAGAAAACUUUGUUAAGGGCCAUCCACUUGUCACCUGCAAAUUAUGUAUUAAGGUUUGAUGCUGGUGUUGCAAUGCAGAAAUUCUCAGCAUCGACACUGCAAAAAUCAAAGAGAACGGCAGAUGAGGUGCGUUCAGCAGUUGCUGAGCUUGAGAAUGCUGUCCGCGUGUUUAGUCAAAUGGCUGCCGGUGCCAAUCUUCAUUAUCAUGGGUUUGAUGAGAAGAAAAUUGAUACACAUGUUGGAUAUUGUAAGCACUUACUUGAGGCUGCAAAAGUUCACUGUGAGGCAGCUCAGCGUGAGGAAGAGCAGGCACGGCAAAGGCAAGAACUUGCGCGUCAGCUUGCACUGGCUGAGGAAGCCCGCCGGAAGGCUGAGGAACAGAGGAAGAAGCAGUUGGAAAAGAGAAAACUGGAGGAUGAGCAGAAGCGGGUUCAGCAACAAGAGGAGCACUUCCGGCGUGUAAAGGAACAAUGGAAGAGUAGCACAUCUGCUUCUAAGCGGAGGGAAAGGUCUGAUGCCGAUGAUGAAGAGGGUGGGCAUAGCGAGAAGAGGAGGAGAAAAGGUGGUAAGAGAAGAAGGAAGGAGAGAAGUUCAAAGUCCCAAUAUGAGAUGGAGGAAGCAGAAGUUGACGAUCAGGAAUAUGAAGAUGCCCCCUUAAAUUAUGGGGAGCCUGCUGAUCAAAUGCAUGAUCAGGAUGACAAUGCUGAAGAAAAUGCCCAGGAUGUACUUGCAGCAGCUGGGCUCGAAGAUUCUGAUGCUGAAGAUGAGGGUGUGCCUCCACCAAAUGCAAGUAGACGGAGGAAAGCAUGGUCAGAAUCAGACGAGGAGGAGGAGGAGCGACGGCCGGAAAGCAGCCCGGUCAGAGAGAAUUCUGCAGAGCUUCAAGAGAGCGAUGGGGAAUUUGGGGCGGAUAACGAGAAGCCGAAUCAAGACGAAGCAGUUGAGGAUGAAGAUUAGACCACAUUUCAACCCAAUCGCCGGACUGGACACAGUUGGUCCUUCUGUCCUGAAAGAGAUCCUCUCUUUUAGUUCCUUUAGUAGGGAAAAUCCUUUGCAACUGGGUAUCACUGUGUUGUCUGUAUAACAUCAUCCAUCUUUUUCGCCGAUCCCCAGUCUAUUUUUACCUGGCAACAUUUUCUUCAUAGAUUAAUUUGAUGAUCCCCAUCGAUCAACACAAACAAAUUUGUCAUA
Molecule: messenger RNA, 3751 nt
Organism: Rhodamnia argentea
Lineage: Eukaryota; Viridiplantae; Streptophyta; Magnoliopsida; Myrtales; Myrtaceae
Product: protein CTR9 homolog
Exons: 24
Coding region: 254-3517 (1087 amino acids)
Biological process (GO): regulation of DNA-templated transcription
Cellular component (GO): Cdc73/Paf1 complex
Molecular function (GO): RNA polymerase II complex binding
Source: RefSeq, a predicted model, not a curated record